Messenger RNA from Drosophila miranda, 4834 nucleotides. RefSeq names its product tyrosine-protein phosphatase 69D (gene Ptp69D). The record is from RefSeq and is a predicted model, not a curated record. Gene Ontology annotation, molecular function: protein tyrosine phosphatase activity; protein binding. Bases 190 to 4572 code for a protein of 1460 amino acids. Gene Ontology annotation, biological process: protein dephosphorylation. Lineage: Eukaryota; Metazoa; Arthropoda; Insecta; Diptera; Drosophilidae. The transcript has 12 exons.
UCGGAAACAAUCAGUAUUAACAAAAAAAAAAAUAACAAAGCAAUUAAAUUCGUAAGCGUUCGCCGACAAACAAAUCAGUGUUAAAAAGCCGCAGAGACAUUUAUUAAACACUUAAAUAUAUCAUUUGUUUCAACGACAACAAUAUCUGACUUAUGAAUAUCCCCGGCUCGAAGUGAGAACUGGCGAGCCAUGGCGUUACUCUUCCGACGCAUGUCAAUGCUUUCAAAUAUUAUCCUUAUAUAUAUUUUUCUUUGCACAAUAUUUGUGCAUGGAUAUAAAAAGCAAGAAUGGGCUGAAAUCGGAAGGAACUUCUCCUUGGAAUGCACGACGGAGGAUGAAAAAGCCACCUGGAUGUUCGGUAACAAGACUAUUGAUGAAAAGAACACAAGAUUGAAAGUCCAAACGAUGCCCAACGUAAAUGUUGGCGAAACGAACAGGACCCACGCUUUUGUCAGUAAACUAUUUUUAGCCGAUGUGAAUAUUUCGGACGCCGGCAACUACACUUGCAAACAUGCGGCGACCAAUGAUUCCACUGAAUUUAAUGUGCAGACAUACCUGCCAUCGAAGAUCGUGGAGAGCACGGCCGAUAAAAUAAGGAGAAAGAUCGGGCAGGAUGUGGUAUUGUUUUGUUUGGUCAAAGUCUAUCCGCAAAACGCAACGAUCCACAAGAAUCUCAAGUGGCUGAAGGACGGCAGCGCGUUUCCAUUCAUGGACACCUUCUCCUCGACUGCCAAGCUGAAUGAGACGCAUUUGAACUUCACCCUGGAGUUCACGGAGGUUUACAAGAAGGAGAACGGAACGUACAAGUGUGUGGUAUACGACAGUGCUGGCACCGAAGGAACUUCCAAGGAAAUAAACCUGUUCGUGAUGGAGGUGCCACAAGUGAGCAUUGAGUUCGCCAAGGCUGUGGGUGCGAGCAAGAUAUUCCUCAAUUGGACCGUAAACGACGGCAACGAUCCCGUCCAGAAGUAUUUCAUUUCGUUCUCCCAGCAAGGAACGCCCACGUACACGUACUACAAGGAUAUCAUUAAUGGGAACAACACGUCGUACAUUUUGGAAUCAUUCCUGCCAAACACAACCUAUUCCCUGCGAAUCCUGGGCAAAAACUCGAUCGGCGACGGAGCACCCAACCAGUAUCCCGUGGGCAUAACAACCCUAUCUUUCGAUCCCAUAUUCAUUCCCAAGGUGGAAACGACUGGGAGCACAGCGUCGACGAUAACCAUUGGCUGGAGUCCCCCGCCCCAGGACAUAAUUGAAUACAUACAGUACUACGAGCUGAUUGUCUCCGAGUCGGGAGAGGUGCCCAAACUGAUCGAGGAGACGAUUCACCAGCAAAACUCCAGAAACCUGCCAUACAUGUUCGACAAUCUAAAGACGGCCACAGAGUACGAGUUCAGAGUGCGGGCCUGCAGCGAUCUAACGAAGACCUGUGGUCCCUGGUCGGAUGUCGUGAAUGGCACCACCAUGGACGGUGUGUCGACAAAGCCCACAAAUCUGACCAUCAACUGCCACCAUCACAACAAUUCCAGACUCAACUCCAUUUCGAUAAGCUGGAACUAUCCCAAGGUGCCAAACGGGAAGAUCAUUUCGUAUUUGAUCACCCUAGAGGGCAACUACAGGUACACGCUCGAGAACAAUAUAUUCAACGAGAAAUGGGGACCAAAGAUCCGACGAGUGGAUGAGCCCCACCACAAGACCACCUAUGACGGCGUCAGCCCAAACACAAACUACUCGGUGACCGUUUCGGCCAUAACGCGCCACAAGAAGAACGGGGAGCUCGCGGGCGGGCACUGUGUGAUGCCCGUGUCCACGCCCGAUGUCGUUGGCCGCACUAUGUGGUCGAAGAUCAAACAUGGCUCGAAAUAUCUUCUCAAACUGUAUCUGCCCAAAAUCAGCGAGCGAAACGGCCCCAUAUGCUGCUACCGAUUAUAUCUGGUGAAAAUUACCAAUGCCAACAAGGAACUGCCAGCGCCAGACAAACUAAAUAUCGACACAUAUCACCAGGUGCACAGCGAGAACGCCACCAAGGCCUAUGCCUAUGUGGCGGAGAUGAUCAGUAGCAAGUACUUCAAGCCGGAGAUCUUUCUGGGCGAUGGCAAUCGAUUUGUGGAGAACGCCGAGCUAAUGGACAACGACGAGAUAUGCCGCCAGUGCUUGGAGGGCACGGCAUUCCUUAGAAAGUCUGAGCUGGCACAGAAAUCAGCCAUGGGCUCCCUCUCACAUCUGGAAUUUCGCAUUUCAUCGCAGAAGGAGCAACUGAUUAAGGCGGGAAAUCUAACAGAAAACGCUUUUAAAAUAUUGGAAAACAAAAAGCGAGUCAGACGCAAUACAAUUAAUCCGAAAAGCGAACAAAACUCCAACUCCAACUUCAGCUCCAAUCCAACCCAAGAUGUCCUACCCACUCCCGCUGCUGUCCAUGAGAUAUGGGACGGCGAGAUAGAUAUUAAUGCCAAUUAUACAGGAUUUCUCGAAAUAGUUGUGCGCGACGUGAAUGGAGCUCUCCUGGCAUACAGCGAUUAUUUUGAUGUAAUCACGCCAGCCACAGAAGCGGAGCCAAAUCAUUCGCUUAAGGAUAUGGACUACUAUUUGAAUAUUGGCAUCAAAGCGGGUGCCGUGCUAUUUGGCAUAAUCAUUGUCUUCUUUGUACUAUGGAUUUUCCAUCACAACAAGACCAAGAACGCGAUGCCUGGAGAAGAAGCAUUAACACUGAGAGAUUCAUUGAGGGCCCUUUUCGGACGUCGAAGCCACAAUCACAGUCACUUUAUUACGUCUGGAAACCACAAAGGCUUUGAUACUGGGCCAAUCCAAAGAUUUGAACUCGAAAAUGCCUAUAAAAACCGUCACAAGGACACGGACUAUGGAUUCCUUCGAGAAUAUGAAAUGCUGCCGAAUCGCUUCAGCGACCGAACAACGAAAAAUAGUGACAUUAAGGAAAACGCCUGCAAAAAUAGGUACCCCGAUAUUAAGGCCUACGACCAAACCCGCGUGAAACUGGCGACUGCAAACGGACUGCAAUCAACCGACUACAUCAAUGCGAACUUCGUCAUUGGCUACAAGGAGCGGAAGAAGUUUAUCUGCGCACAGGGUCCGAUGGAGAGUACCAUUGACGACUUCUGGCGCAUGAUAUGGGAACAGCAUCUGGAGAUAAUUGUGAUGCUCACCAAUUUGGAGGAAUACAAUAAGGCGAAGUGCGCUAAAUAUUGGCCUGAAAAAGUAUUUGAUACUAAGCAGUUUGGAGAUAUUUUAGUGAAAUUCACACAAGAACGAAAGACUGGCGAUUAUGUUGUGCGAACGUUGAAUGUUUCGAAGAGCAACCUUAUUGGCGAUGAGGAGGAUCGCAGAGAGAUUACCCAAUACCACUAUUUAACGUGGAAGGAUUUUAUGGCACCGGAACACCCGCACGGCAUUAUCAAGUUUAUACGACAAAUCAAUUCCGUUUACUCCCUUCAACGAGGCCCCAUUUUAGUGCAUUGCAGUGCCGGUGUGGGUAGAACCGGUACGCUAGUCGCUUUAGAUUCUCUUAUACAACAAUUGGAGGAAGAAGACUCGGUUUCGAUAUACAACACCGUAUGUGACUUACGACAUCAGCGCAAUUUUUUAGUUCAGUCUCUGAAACAAUACAUUUUUCUAUACCGCGCUUUGCUAGACACUGGAACUUUUGGAAAUACGGAUUUAUGUAUUAAUUCAAUGGCAUCAGCCAUUGAGUCACUCAAGCGAAAGCCGAACGAGGGUAAAUGCAAAUUAGAAAUGGAAUUCGAGAAACUAUUAAUCACCAUGGAUGAGGUAAACAAAUCAUGCUCUGUGGGCGAAAACGAAGAAAACAAUUCAAAGAACAGAAGCCUGGAGGUCAUUCCAUACGAUCGCAAUAGAGUAAUAUUGACUCCGCUUCCUAUGAGAGACAACUCGACUUAUAUUAACGCCUCGUUUAUUGAGGGCUACGACAAUAGUGAAACCUUCAUUAUUGCCCAGGAUCCACUCGAAAGCACCGUUGGCGAUUUCUGGAGAAUGAUCUCCGAACAAAGUAUUUCCACGCUGGUAAUGAUAUCUGAAAUUGGAGACGGUCAGAGGAAAUGUCCACGUUAUUGGGCCGAUGAUGAAAUCCAAUAUGACCAUAUACUUGUGAAAUAUGUGCACAGCGAGAACUGCCCCUACUAUACGCGGCGGGAAUUCUAUGUUACAAACUGCAAAAUCGACGAUACAUUGAAAGUGACACAGUUUCAGUACAACGGUUGGCCAACCGUCGAGGGGGAAGUUCCUGAAGUAUGUCGAGGAAUAAUAGAACUUGUGGAUCAAGCAUACAACCAUUACAAAAGCCAUAAAAAUAUUGGUUGUCGAUCGCCCCUUACAGUUCAUUGCAGCCUCGGGACUGAUCGAAGUUCUAUUUUCGUGGCCAUGUGCAUUUUAGUCCAGCACCUUAGAUUAGAAAAAUCAGUUGACAUCUGUGCAACAACAAGGAAAUUAAGAUCUCAGCGACCGGGACUUAUCAACUCAUACGCACAAUACGAGUUCCUACAUCGCGCAAUAAUGAAUUAUUCAGACUUGCAUCAUUUAUCGGAGUCGAUAGAGGAUUGAGUGGGUUAUGUAUAAGCGAGUACAUGGCACCACGCGGGUGGUAUGUCAGAAUGCAAAGUGUUUUUUGGUAAAUUAUUUGUAUAUUUAUAAAACUAUCUUUUAAUGACGUAUUUAUAAUGGCAAAUGUACAUUUUUAAGUAAAUUCAGUUUGCCUGAAUAUAAUUUACAAAUAUGUAUGUAUGUAGGUGUAUACGUAUAAUAUUGAUAAUGCUACCAAAGGAAAAUAAGAAAUAUAUUUUAUAAGACGAAAUAUAAUAAAAAU